Messenger RNA from Oppiella nova, 351 nucleotides. The record is from the annotation of a GenBank genome assembly. NCBI's taxonomy places the organism in Eukaryota, Metazoa, Arthropoda, Arachnida, Sarcoptiformes, Oppiidae.
AUGACUGACUUCAGCGGACGAUUCAAACUGACCUCAUCUGACAAUUUCGAUGCCCUUCUCAAAGAGCUGGGAGUGAGCGAUGAUGUGGUGAACCAACUGAAGGGCACCACUCAGGAGUACGAGAUCACCAAAGAUGGCGAUGUCUUCACUCAGAAGAGUAUCACUGGAGACAAAGUACACGAAACGAAGUUCGAGUUGGGAAAGGAGUUCAAUGAGAUCAGACAGGAUGGCAAGACUGUCCAGUCGCAAGUGGUGGCCGAUGGCAAUCGACUCAUCCAGACCCAAAAAGGGGACAGGGAGGUGAAGUUUGACGCGCUCAAAUUACCGUUACUCGAGGCCCACUGGCAUUGA